Messenger RNA from Bipolaris oryzae ATCC 44560, 2451 nucleotides. RefSeq lists its product as uncharacterized. The record is from RefSeq and is a predicted model, not a curated record. Bases 1 to 2451 code for a protein of 816 amino acids. The transcript is spliced from 2 exons. Lineage: Eukaryota; Fungi; Ascomycota; Dothideomycetes; Pleosporales; Pleosporaceae.
AUGAGCUUUGGAGUCAGUAUCGGAGACAUACUCAAGGUGUGCGAACUAGCGGGGAGGGUAUACAAGAACUGCCGCGACUGUCCUGGAGAGUACAAGACCUUGACAAGUGAAACACGCAGUCUCACUAAUCUCCUCGACGACAUACAAGACAAGUUCGAUAAGAUACCGGAGAGUAAGCAGCAACAGCUUAUCGAGGCGUAUACACCAUGCAUCGAGGUCUUGGAAGAGCUCGACAAAGUCCUAUUGCACUACAAUGGGCUCGACACAAAGAGCAAGCGUGCCUGGGACCGUCUUAAAUUCGAUCCAGCCACUUUGCGAAACUUGCGCGAGCGGCUUGUUGCGAGCGUGGCGAUGCUCAACACCUUCUACACCUCCCUGAUACACGAUGUCCAGGUCCUGAUACUCGAGGCCUUGGAGAGACUGGAAAAGGAUUAUAGAGGCGGACAUCGCGAAGAAAGCAUUUCUUCAAUUGAGCGACUGACUUCUGGCGCCCUGGAAGACAAUAAUGAGGACGACGAGGCAUGGCGCCAGAUCAUCCGCGAUUUGGAAGAUGUCGGCAUCUCUCAGCAGCAAGCUUUGGGCUAUCGCGAUGUCAUUGUAGACUGGCUCGUCGCAGCGGUGAAUGAAGGGAGACUUCUUGAAGAUCGACCGGAGCAUGAACCAUACUCCUCAAUGUCGCAAGAUCUCAGACCAGUACUUCCUGAAAUUAAUGUUGGGGAAUCAUCCAGUGGCCUUGAAAUGCUCACAAUCGUCACGCCUAUGGAAAGCAGUUUGUCACCACCAUCACGAACGCCUCCUCCCAUACCCCGUCCACCGAUACCACAGGUCCAUAUGAGCUCAACUCUUUCGGUGGCUUCACAAGCGCAAUCCGCUACAUCGUUGCCAAACAUGCCACGGGACACUGAUUCAGACAACUCUUCGUUAUAUGCAGAGCCACAUCGCUCAGCGGUUACCACCCCCUCCAUUCGGACCCAUACCAUUCCAAUUCCACGUGUGCCAGUUCCUCGUGCAAGCGGGUCGCUCCAGGCGACGAAUCCUGACAGUCCUGACCCAGCACUAUUUACAUCAUUGCCUAUUUCUGGAACACAAACACCCUCUGAUCCUGCUCCUCCACUGGGCAACGAUUUGCCCCCAUCAUAUUUCGAGAAAGGCACAUCUAUUACGAUAGAUCUUAACUGGACGGCUCAUCAGGCGGUGGCUGCAUGGGCUCGCCACGACUUCGUCAGUGCAGAAAAGCACCUAGAGGACCAGUUAGCAGCUGUCGACCGCGGACAGAGGUGUAUAUCUGGUACUCAACCUGAUCGUCGCAUUCUCAAGCAUCUACUCGGAGUAUGCGCAUCGUUCACGGGAAAGUUUUCAAAGGCAAAAGAGCUCUUUGAAAGCGUCUUUAACGGGACCUUUCUCGAUCACGAGAAUCUGGAUGAUGGUGACAUAGCUGCUGCGCGAUGGCUAGGAGAUAUUUGUUUACAUACCCAAGAGCACGCAAACGCCAUGCUCGCCUACAGUGUUGCUUAUGAAGGAUCCAUAGGCCGCUAUGGAGCGACCAGCGAACGUACCCGACGAGUGGCAACUGAGAUAAUACUCAUCGAUCACUGGCUGUUCGGGUUCAGGCGCAUCGAGGCCACUCUCAACCUUAAUCUUGACCCGACCAGUAUCUUUCCAUCGGCAAAUGUUGUGGAGAAGAACAAGUUGAUGAUGAAUGUCAAGAAGAGCGUAUAUGAAUUGGCCAGAUCUACCAGCACCACGUCAAUCCCAGCGAUGUCCAUGGGACGGCCAACAUACAAUCUCGAACCGAGAUCGAGAUACGAACUUAGAUUGUCCGAAGGGUUUCUCGUGGGACCCCUGAUAUCCCUCAGCACCUGGCCACUUCCAUGGGAUCCGCUUUUCCAUCCUACAGACGCUGUGCAGCUAGACCGCUACAUGAACACGGUGCGGCUUGCAGGUCAUCUGUCUAGAUCCCUCUACGAUCGCCAAUUACCUACCAACUCGCUAGGCGACUCUAAGAAGCUGCACUUUCUUACCAAAAGAGGCAGUCGGUGGCUGAUUAGUGCUGUUGAACGAGGCCUCAACGAGAUGGGGAUUACGUAUGCACACCAUCCCUUUGAGCCAGCGAUAGUGUGUUGUCUCAACCAACAGCGAGAAGGCAUGGCCUUCUCGGAGGGGGUGGAGAUACGCUUUUGCAAAUUAUCAUUUCGAGACGUAUAUGGGAUCAAGGUGACAGAUGUCAAGUGGGCCACUCGAAGGGUUGCGAAGCCCGGUGUGUAUGGUGAGAUACCGCCCAAGUUCCGCAGCUCAGCGGACUUUAGGGAAAUUAUCAAAGGUGUGCUGGACAGAGCAGAGGAAGAAGAGAGCGGUCUACCAAAGCCUGUUCCCAGCAUACCUCGCGGCGUCUCCAAUGGAUUCCAGCAGGCACCCCACGCAUCACUGUACAAGCCACCCAUGUAUGGCUGA